CCUUGGAACCAAUCACAAUCCCUUUCACCUGCCCUAGUUUUCUGCCUGCUCUUUGGCGGAGGAGGAAAAAAGUUUGGCUUUCGGCUUCAACUUUUUAGUCAGCUCCGAGGAGGCCAUCGAAGUGGGCAAAGCGGCCGUUUGGGGACUCCGUUAAGCCCCCCAAAGGAUCGAGGAAUUUAUUUCAAUGCAGUAUUGCGCUUAUUGCAACGUCUGGAGGCAAUGCACCGAUUGCAUCAACUGCAUUCUCUGCAUGCCUUGCUGCUGUUGCAGUAGUUGUAAGCAUGGCAGCCAGCAGUGAUUGCAUUAGCCGGGGGCAGUGCAUGCUUUGCAUUAGCUGUAUUCCCAUGUAUUGCACUGCUUGGACAACUUGCUCGCUUUGCAAGCACUAAUUGCAUUUGUCGUAUGCCUCGCACCAGCUGCAUUCAGUGCACCAGUUGCGUGCCCUGGCCCGGCAGCAUUAAUCUCUGCAGUUGGGUUAAUUGCACGGGGGCAGCAUGACUGCCAAGCAGCGCAAAGCAGGCAGAGGACGGACUGAGAACAAUGCUGGGGCUCUCGUUGCUCCGGGCCGGAUGGAAGAGAGGGCGGCCGGGGGUCCCAGACACAGGGAAGCCUGGGCUUGGAGGUGCCGAGCCGUGCUGGGGCUGCUGCUGCUCGGAGUGGCCGCUGCCGGGGUGGCCGUCCUGGGCUGGCUGCUUGUGCACCAGCUGGAGACGCUGGAGCAGCUGGGAGAGACCGUGGAGAAGCUGCGGGGCCGCCUGGAGGAGCUGGAGGUGGUGAAGGAGCAAGUGCAGAGGACGAGAGAGCAGCUGUCUGUCACAGCGGAGCUGGAGCGGCGACUCUCUGACCUGGAGCUGGCCCAGAUGCUGUCUAGGCAGAAACUGGAGCGAGCCUCUGCCGCUGCUGAGCGCAUCGUGGCCUCUGACCCUAUCAGCAAGCUUGCCGCCUUCCAGGUGGAAGUGAAGCAGGCCAUCAGCGAGCUGAGAGGAGAGCUCCCCUCUGGGACUGAGCUGCAGAGCCAGCUGGAGCAGCUGAGAACCACCGAGUUGGAGAUGCUGAGGCAAGAGGUGGCUAGGCUCUUGUCGUCGGGUUCCAGGCUGGAGCAGAGCGUGGCCUCAUUGACCGGCUCCCUCACCAGUGCCCAGAGAAGCCUGGAAGAGAAGGCUCAUAGCCUGCAAGCCAUGCAGCAGGAAGCAGAGCACGCGAAGGUGGCUGGCGAGAGAUUGGAGAACGACAUUGGCUCCCUCUCAGCCCGGACCUUCGUCCUGGAGGGAAGCCUCAACCGCACCACGCUGCUGGCACGUGCCCUGCAGCUGCAGCUGGAGCAGAACAGCAAGGCUCUGGCUGGGCUGCAGGAAAUGGCCGCAAAUCAGAGCGGGAGCGACAGCUCUGAACCUCGGCAGCUGGAGAACCUCCGGGUGCAGAUCCAGCAGCUGAAGAUGGAGAGAUCAGCCACACAGGAGCAGGUGAAUGAGGCACUGCACAGCAUUGCUGACCAGAGGAGAGAGCUGAAGGGCAGGAUCUCAGAGCUGGAAACAACUAUUCGUGCUCUUCAGGGCCAUGUGACUCAGGUGGAGCUGGGCAUGGUCAGUCUGAACACACAGCUCUCUGGUGCGGUGGAGCAGCAGCUGCAGGGUCUAAAGCUUGGGAUGGCCAAUCUGGAGAGCAGCCUGGGCACCAGCCUGCAGCAGUGUCUCUCAGGAGAAGUACAGACCCGCUGUGAGACUGAGGACGGCUGUGGGUGGCCGCGCGUGCGCGAGGUCAGCUUCCCGCACCGUGUCCUGACCCAGCCCGCGAUCAUGCUGGGGCUGGUGGGGCUGAGCACUCGCGGCUCCGUGGGCAUCUCGGUGAGAGCUGUGGACGUCACGGACUCUGGCUUCAAAAUACACAUCGCCAGCGUGGGCAACCAGUCCCUGACCAGUGCCAGGGUCUCUUGGAUGCUGUGUGCCUAGACAGAAAGCUGUGAUGCGGCCCCUGGAGCAAGCAGCUGGGGCAGGGGGAGUAGGGGUUACUGAGCUGGUGGCGUCUGCUUUCCUUGGACACAACUGUGGUUUGCUUUGGUUUUCUUUAAAGUAUUUACAGCUUACAAGGAGUCCGUGUAGACGGGAUCCCAAUUAAUAGCCCUUCUCUUGGGAGCUGUGUACCGCCACGUAAUGGCAGGCUGAGCAGCCCCAGGCCUUGCCGAAGGCUCCUGGAAAGUGCCGCUGACAAGAUCUGUCUUAAACUUCCAAACCUAAGUGCCUAAACUGAGCCCACUAGCUAUAUGCACAUGUGCAGCUGUUCGUGUGUGCGUUCAGCCACGCUGCAUCUGCAGAUGUGCGGCACACUCGCACGAAAAGAUGCACCACACGGCUAAUGGCGAGGGAAGUUGAGCACCUGGGUCUGCAAAGUUGGCCAGUAAACAUCUUUAUUUAGGGGUUUUUUUGUUUUGUUAUUUUCAGUAGCAACAGUUGGAAUAUUCUCCUGCUGCCCAUUUAUGAUUCUACCCUGUGCUCUGCAUGUCAGACGUGUUUAAAACUUAUGCAGAGAUGAUGCUAAUGGCAGGAUGCAGCCAAACUACCAAAGAUGUAGGACUACCUGUGUGUGUAUUUCCAGCUGGAAUUUCCUGGCUGAGCCAGUUUCUCCUGGCACAGUGUGAGCUUGCCUAUACAGCAGAGGGCAUUGCUAGUCAGGGCUGCUCAUCCCUCGCAGAGCUAUGGCUUCUCGUACUCUGAGCCUUACCCUGGAAGAGAUGGACAGUCAUGCUAAGCUUUCUUGUGGCGUUGCAAGGUGGACUAAGACUACUAGCCUUUUCUGGACCUCUUAUCUCACCAAGUGAAACACCAGAGUGUUCAGACCACUCCAGGUGUACUUGCUUGUCUGCCUAAUUCUGCAGAAGGGAAGCAGCUGUAUUUUAAUGUGUACAACUCUCUCAGAAGAAGGCUCUGGAGGCUGCUAAUGGUUUGUCAAGCCUGCUGACCUAUGCCCAAUACACCUGCUGCCCUACUCUCUCUUUUCUUCUUCCCUUCCCCCCUACCCCCAAUCCCCGGAAGAUGCACUGGAGCUCUCAACACAGCAGGCUCCAGGGUAGGAGAGGGGCCUGCAAAGCAGGUUAUGGGUCCACCAUGAGACACCUUGCAAAGAUGGGAGGUGUGUGCAAUGCCACCCCUGUAGUCCUAGUUUGGAGGUUGUGUGUCCGGUGGUGGUGGGUACAGAGACUCUCAGCUGGUGCUACAUAUGUACCCCAUGGAGAUGCGUGGGUCUCAAAUUGGCAGGGUUGGGGUUGAGCAUUGUGCCUUCUGUGGCUGAAGAUCAGAACACAGAGGCUGCUUCUUGUCAGAAAGAAAAUCUAGUGUUCCCCAGAUUACCAGCUGAUGUGGGAGUGGGGGUUUGGAGUGACUUCAGUUGAGUGCUAGGAUAGCUCCACUCUAGAGUCACAGAGGAGACAAUCUGCCUAAAUUGUUGUCGUCUUCUCCUCCACAUGUUCACUCUGCACUGACUGAAAGGAGGAAGGACAAUUUUGUUAAAGCACAGAACUAGGAUGUUGGAAAUCCAUGUUCUGUUCCUAUCUCUGCCACACAUUGGCAGGUGGCUUGCCCUCUGCGCCUGGCCUUUGUAAAGUACCAAGCGAUUCCUGCUGUCUGCAGGCAAACGUAGAGAUUUUUUUUUCCCCUGAAAAAGCAAAUUCUGCAAACUGAAACACUGUGAUUUGGAAAUGGUGCUGCCCUGCUUUAUGGGAGCUGUAGUUCAGAUGUCUGUUCCCAUUCUCCUCUAGACUGCUUGGAUGCACUCUGGUAAAUUAUAGUUUUGUAUGGGGAGCACAGCCUAUAAAAGAGAGGGAAUAUGAGGCUGCAUUUACCAGACAAAAUAUUUUGGGGUUUGGAUCUAUUUUUGGUGGGAAAAAUCAAAACUUUCUGUGUGCGUGAAUCUAUUUUCCAACAACCAUCUCUAGUGCCAAUUACUGUUUCUAAGCUCACUUGGUGCCAUCAGCUGGGACACAUGGCAGAUGCCUUCCCAUAAUGCCUGAGGUGUCCUGUGGGGAUCCAGAACAUUCUAGCAUUGUCUCAUCAUCUGAACAGCGCUGACAAGACUGCUGCUACCCCGCUCACCAGGACACUGGCUGCAGAAAAGGAGGUGGUGCACUGAAAGCUCAAGCUAGGAGUCGUAUGAUGUGGGGGGAUGGCAAAUGGCCCUUCAGCUCUUCAGGCUGUCGGAGGGCAGAGAAAGGUGCCAAAGCAGCAUGUUCCGCUCGGAGCGAGUGGGGACAUCAGAACUCCGAGGACAGGCUACAGGACACAACUAAGACUCUGAAGUGACUUCUGGCAAUGAGAUCUGGGAGCCUGAGCAGUGCCUGAUGCUGCUUCGCACCCUUGCUGAUCAUGUGUGUAUUCAGCCCUCCUCAGCAGAGGGUGUAUUGACAGUGCCUGAGGACCCCAAGGAGAAAGGGAGGGGGGGGGGAUUCUGGGCAAAACAUGUAAUGCCUCCAGUGUCGGACAGGAAAUGACAUUUUUUUCCAGUUGCUUCCAUGUGCCUAAUGCAGCUGCAGACUUUCCCCUGUCCAGUGGGAAACUGCUGCUCUGCAGCUAUCCAUAGGCGAAGGAGCUGCUGCUGUUUGUUCGUGCCUGAGCUGCAGGAAUCGCAUCUGUGACUCAGCCCCGUGGAGGCCUCGAGGUUUGUGGGCCGUGUGCUUCAGCCUCUGGCACGGAGCUGGCUGCCAAUUCAGGAGGCCGCAAGUGCUGAAUUGCCAAAGUUGUUUUAGAAACCGAGCAAAUGGGCACAUACCAAAACCUCCCUCGGGUGGAUCUCUGUUGGCAGUGCGAUAUUUGGCCUCAUCCCCAGCGUGCCUUGCUCUAAACCGGUUUUCUGCUCAGGUGUGGGCUCGCAUGGCUUCAUGCAAAAUGGAAGCGCUUUCCCUGAAAUGGCGGAGUGCUGCUCUGUGGGAUGGAGUGGGGAAAGAACAUGGUGGGUCAGAACAGGGAGCGCUGUAUGCAAACCAUCAAUCCUCUCCUGGGCUUGAGAGCCUCUGGGGCCACAGCCACCCUCCUUGGCAUCAUGCUCAUCCUGCCAUAGGGUUCCCCUGCCUAAGGGUGAAGUACUUGGGCCUGUAACAAAGCAAGCCUCCCAUUCAGCUGACAGGGAGUUUUCCCAUUUGUGGGGAACAUGGAAUCUGGCUUAACGUUAAUUCCGAGUUGCUCUACAAUGUCCACGUAUGUAGCCUGGCUCCGAUCAGACUCCUGGCUCCUCUCGUGCUGGCGAGGCCAGCACAGCCCUUUGCUGAAGCUUUUCUGCAAGUACUGAAUAAAAAGCAGGGUAAAA
Messenger RNA from Mauremys mutica (yellowpond turtle), 5292 nucleotides. Its product is annotated as myosin-11-like. Gene Ontology annotation, biological process: cell adhesion. The record is from RefSeq and is a predicted model, not a curated record. Lineage: Eukaryota; Metazoa; Chordata; Testudines; Geoemydidae. Bases 495 to 1949 code for a protein of 484 amino acids. Gene Ontology annotation, molecular function: carbohydrate binding. The transcript is spliced from 5 exons.